AUCCGCUUUUGAAUUUAGUGACAAAGUAGUGUUUUGCAUUUUUCUAGGCAUUUCCAUCUCGUCCGGGACUGAAAAACAAGGCAUGCCCGCGAAGAUUUUUUACCCAGUCAUAGUUUUGGGAUCUGGCCUAGUUAUUGCAGUAGUUUUUGUCGCCAUCUUCUGUCUGCGGAAACGCCGUCUCAUUUGCAGUGUUAGCAGACGAGCGACCUCCAAUGCUAGAACACAGAAUUACGGCACGGAGAGGAAUGUGGGACACGACAAUCCGGCAUAUGGGCAAACAUACAACGAACCAGAAUAUAUGGAGAUUGAUGCAUUUCAACAGCCAGUACCACACGCCGAUGUUGGUUUUCGUAACCCUUAUUUUGAUCCUGGGGAUCAUUAUCAAUCAUUGGGUAAUGCACAUGGGAGACCUGAUAAUGUCUACGGAAGACUUAACUUAACAGGCGAGCACAGUCAGUCAGAAGUGUAGAUUUUACCUUGAGUAAGGUUUUCUAGGUACUGCACUCUUACCAGAAGAACAUUAGGUUAACUUGCUAGAAAUUGUGUUACAAGCAAUACUCCAAUUUAUCAUAGGUGGUGCAGGUUAAAUUUAUGUUAACCCUCGGGUGCAUAUGUAAUAUCUUACGCCCACGAUAUGGAGAGGGGGUAAAUGAUCCUCUCCAUCUCCUCCCCUCCUUUCUCGCGUCGUGGGUUCUUUGCUGACGGAAACACCCACAAAGUAUUUUACUUUAAGUGAAUGGGAUUUAGUUUGGUUUAAAAGGUAGAGGUUUCGAUUUAAUAUUUGUUUCUGUGUAAAGCGUUUUAUUUCAGAGAAAGAAAAUAGGUUGUUGCGCUUGAAGCAUUCAGGAAGAAAAGUAUUGCCCACUCUAACGUGCAUACUAAAACUUAAGGUGUUGAUCGAUCAGUAAUUUCUCGAGGGGAUUGGUCAUCAGCUACCGUAUUCUCAUAACCGAACGAUUGACUUUGUUGUAAAAAUUUCAAAAGAAAUAAGACUGAUAGGAGUAGAAUUUAAUACAUGCAGUUUCGGUGCCCCGAUAUGUGAGAUCACAGAACCAACAUCCAUUGCAGUAUUGUUAGUAAUGUAAUGGUAUAUAAUCAUCUUACAUGUCAUCAAUGCAAUAUAAAUUUCAAAAAUCAGAAGAAGCUUAGAUCUAUAUAAUGUUGAGGAUGUAAAGUAGUACUUAGUAGUUUGUCCUUGCACAUCAAUAAACUGCACGUUGUUUAAUCUGAAAA
This is a messenger RNA of Orbicella faveolata, 1233 nucleotides long. RefSeq lists its product as uncharacterized. Lineage: Eukaryota; Metazoa; Cnidaria; Anthozoa; Scleractinia; Merulinidae. The record is from RefSeq and is a predicted model, not a curated record.